AUGGAGGCAUCUUCAGAAGGAAAGACUGACAGUCCUCGGAAAGCCUUGGCUCGUGGCCUCACCAGGUCUCGGGCAGAUGCAUGUUCCAGUGGCUUUGACCGCUACCGCCAGGAGUGGCUGGCCUACGGCUGUGCCCAGGAGGCUGAGGGCAGGACAUGCGAGGACUUCCAGGACGAGGACCACUACUCUGCCUCCCCCGAUAGCUCCUUCAGCCCCUUUGACCGAGACCUGUCCACCACCUCCUCCUCCCUCUCCAUUGACAGCCUCACCACGGAAGAUGACACCAAGUUGAAUCCCUAUGCAGGAGAAGACGGCCUGCAGAACAACCUGUCCCCCAAGACGAAGGGCCCCCCAGUGCACCUGGGCACCGUCGUGGGCAUCGUGCUGGCCGUCGUGCUUGUGGCGGUCCUCAUCCUGGCUGGGAUUUACAUCAACAGCCACCCCACCUCCAAUGCUGCCCUCUUCUUCAUAGAGCGGAGACCUCACCACUGGCCCGCCAUGAAGUUCUGCAACCACCCCAACCACUCCACCUACACCGAGGUUGAGCCCUCAGGCCAUGAGAAGGAGGGCUUCGUGGAGGCAGAGCAGUGCUGAAGUCUCCCCUUCGAAGGGUAGGAAACAAGACCCGGGGACCACAAAAAAGACGAGUCAAAGCAAAGAGGAGAAGUGACUUUUCCUGGCCUUGUCUGAGCAUG
Galeopterus variegatus (Sunda flying lemur) is the source of this 695-nucleotide messenger RNA. Its product is annotated as plexin domain-containing protein 1-like. The transcript is spliced from 6 exons. The record is from RefSeq and is a predicted model, not a curated record. Lineage: Eukaryota; Metazoa; Chordata; Mammalia; Dermoptera; Cynocephalidae. Bases 1 to 594 code for a protein of 197 amino acids.